AUGUCCGAUGCAUUUGCUGCCUUGUCAAUUUUCUUGACAAAUAAGUAUUUUGGGGACAAUGCCAUGACCAUCGUUCGUUGUCUUCAGAUACAUGGCUCAGUGACACUCAAGAUGCUAGAACGCAUACUUGCCGGUCGCUUAUCGCCCAUCAGUAUUGCCUCUUCCAUUUUGGCUCUUUUGCGGCAUAGUGUGAUAAAAGUAAACCAGGAGGAUUUACUUAAGUACGAUUUGGAUUACCAAGGGAUAACAAGACUCGCCAGGAUACCAAUAUUAUGCAAAGUCGGCUUUCUCUUUUAUGGACCCGAAUCUGAAAAUUUACUUCAGAUUAUUUUCAUAUCAGGAAUGGCAAAAACUUCUGAGGUGUUGCGUGCCGCUCUUCUUCGUGUAUCCGAAGGUGAUAAGUACAAAGAAGCUGAGGUGUUGGUAGAGUGUUUGGAUACUCUGGUUAGUUUGGGUGUCAUCAGAGCUUCCACGAAGUCAAUGAUUUUGCACCCACUUGAAGAGCAUGUUCAGUACGAACGAUUUUCACUGUCAAAAUCAGAUUUGCUCGAAAACCUACGCAAAUUUGUUGCCAGUGGUGCCACUUACAAGAAUUUUCACCGCUUUCUACCCACUCCGAAACACUCAGUUGAAUGGGAUCUUAUUUUGGCGCCUUGUGCCGAUUCAUUGGAGGCCCUUUGGCGUGAUCACUUAAUUUCCCGCCUUGCUGCUGAAAGAAUAGAUGAGACAGCUGGGGAUGUAAUGUCGAGGAUUUUGCACGUCGCAUUCGCAUCCAAAGAGCACAGUCACGUGAUGUCUCCCUCUUCCGAGGCUGUUGAUCAUUCACAGGUAGUUCAGAGCUUCCGUGAUCCUCCCAAUUAUCUCAAUUCCUACUUAACCCUUCUUCUGGACGAUCCAUUUUCCGUGACUAGUAUUUUCAAAUUAGCUUACAAGAAGGUUGUUAGGGGCAUUCUGGUCCGUCAUAUUGAAAACAUCGUGCAGGUCCUCUUUGAAAACGCAGGUGUUCGAAUUUUCCGUAUCCUACUGACUGAAGGCUACCUCCCCUAUGAAACUUUAGAAAGACGUCUUUUGAUACCUCAAAAGGAAUUUCGCAAGAUUCUUCCACAAAUGGUUGCAAGUCAAUUCGUUUCGACCACUGAAUUUUCUCGAGCAAAAGACUUCAAUGCAGACACUGUGGUCUGCCUCUAUAGUGUAAACCUCUCCAUGGUGGCGCGACUAACGGUCGAAUACGCGCAGCACUGCAUCCUCUGCUUGGCCACCCGUUCUGACGCUGAAUUGAACGCCAAAAGCCGCUUAAUAGAUCAACGUUACUAUGUGGAGAGUAUGAUCAGCAAGCAUCAGGCUGAAAUCGCCAGGUUGGAGGGACAAGAGGAGAUGGGCGAGGGCGUAGACGAGGAGAUCGAAUCUCACAGGGAGAGUGUACAGGCUCUACAGAACAGCCUCACGCCGGCUGAGAUCAACCAACUCUCCACCCUCUCCAACCGCCUUGCGAAACUUGGAGCCGCACAGUGGGAGGCUGAAACGGCGUGGUUUGUCGCCGACCUCUAUCUUCGACUUUAUUUUGAUACGGAAGAAUAG
Echinococcus granulosus is the source of this 1578-nucleotide messenger RNA. RefSeq names its product DNA-directed RNA polymerase III subunit RPC3. The coding region runs from base 1 to 1578 and encodes 525 amino acids. The record is from RefSeq and is a predicted model, not a curated record. Lineage: Eukaryota; Metazoa; Platyhelminthes; Cestoda; Cyclophyllidea; Taeniidae. Gene Ontology annotation, molecular function: single-stranded DNA binding. Gene Ontology annotation, cellular component: RNA polymerase III complex. The transcript has 14 exons.